Entrophospora sp. SA101 is the source of this 813-nucleotide messenger RNA. The record is from the annotation of a GenBank genome assembly. NCBI's taxonomy places the organism in Eukaryota, Fungi, Glomeromycota, Glomeromycetes, Entrophosporales, Entrophosporaceae.
AUGUCUACACCAAAAGAUAGAAUUACGUUAGUGACUAAUCAUUUGAAAUCAAGCUCAUCCUUACCUCGCUUGCAUGGAAAAGUUUGUAUUAUCACUGGUGCAGGUUCUGAAAGGGGCAUUGGGAUAGCAACAGCUUGGUUAUUUGCUAAAAAUGAUUAUUGUGAUGAAUUCUUGCCAAAAUUAGCCAAAGACAUUGAAGAAACAUAUGGUAAAGUGACAACAGUGGUUGCACGUAAACUUGAUGCUGCAGAUGAACAAUCCGUAAUUUCAAUAGUGAAUGAUGCUAUUGAAAGAUUUGGAAGAUUAGAUGUGUUUUUUGCUAAUGCUGGUAUUGGUACAUCAUCUCAAAAACUUGAAUCUUCUCGUGUAUUCCUUGCAAUAAAAUUUGCAUCAGAAGCAAUGAAAAAAACAGGAAAUGACAAAAAAUCUUCUUCAGGAUCUAUUAUUACAACAUCAUCUGUUGCUGGAUUAAGAUUUGGUGCUGGUCCAAUGGAUUAUUCGGCUUCAAAAGCAGCUGUAAUCAGUCUAACUCAAGCAGGAGCAUGUGAAUUAGCUGGUACAAAUAUACGUGUUAAUUCUAUAUGUCCAGGUUUAAUUGAAACAAAUAUGUCAAAACCAAUAUUUGAUGUUGCUCGUAAACGAGGUACAAUCAACAAGGUUGGUCAAUUGAACCCUCUACGAAGAUAUGGUCAUUCUGAAGAGAUUGCAAAUGUUGCACUUUUUUUGGCAAGUGAUGAAAGUUCUUAUAUUAAUGGACAAGCUAUACCUGUUUGUGGUGGAUUAUCAGCCUCAUUACCUGUUGUAAUGCGUUAA